AUGGCCGACGAAGCAUCCUCUCCGGCUGCGGCCAUAUCGCCAAAGGCCGACGCCGGCAUCGAUGACGAUGUUGCGAAGGCCGCGGCCACUCCCGAGCCUGAGGCGUCUGACCCUGCUGGUCCGGAUGGCGAGGAGGCUGGAGACAACGGUGACGAUAACGACGACGCACCACAGACUGUCGAGGAUGCCGGCGGUGCAUCCGGCGAUGACGACGAAGACGAGGAGCAGCUGUCGGAUGUCGACGAAGACUUUGAAGACUACGACCCGGCCACGGCCGAGAUUGAGGAGCGGCCAGUGACGAUUGACGAGGAAGCGGCACGCGGGCUCAAGGCCACAAAACGCAAGCGGGACGGCACCGAAAAGCCACGGAAGCCCAAGGAGGGCCGGCGGGAGAAGAAGCGGCGCCCAGCGGCGGGCGAUGGCGGUGCAGCGCCAGGCGCGGGCGACAGCGACGAGGCGGCCGAGGGGUCCAAUCGGGCGCGUAGAUCGCGGGCCGAUGACGGCGCUGCAUCGGCCCCCCGACGGAAGAAGUCGGCGUCGCCCGAGGUCAACGAGGAGGACCUGACGCCUGAGGAGCGCCGGAAGCGUGCGCUCAACCGGGCCAUUGAUCUGGCCAUCCGCAACCCCAACAAGCGGAGGAGAAAGCAGGAUGAGGAUGAUCUCGAGAAGAUGGCCGAUGAAGAGAUUGCGCAGCUCAAGAUCCGCAUGGAGCGUGCGUGCAUGGCGGACAUUGAUGCCCGUGCCGAGGGCCGCCCGGCCGUCAACAAGCUGCAGCUGCUGCCGCAGGUGCUGUCGGUCCUCAACCGCAACGACAUUCAGGAGACCAUCCUCGACCCGGAGACCAACUUUUUGCAGUCGCUCAAGUUCUUCUUGGAACCGCUCAACGACGGCUCCCUGCCCAGCUACACCAUCCAGCGCGACAUCUUCACCUGCCUCACCCAGCUGCCGAUUGAAAAGGACGCCCUCCUCAGCAGCGGCAUCGGCAAGGUCGUCUUGUUCUACACGCGCAGCAAGCGUGCGGAGCCCGCCAUCAAGCGCAUGGCCGAGCGCCUGGUGGGCGAGUGGAGCCGCCCCAUCCUCAAGAAGACGGACGACUUCAAGAAGCGCCACAUUGAAACGCGCGAGUACGACUACCGCGCCGCCCGCCUGGCCGAGCAAAAGAGCGCCAUGGGCGGUGCCCCCGGCAGCCAGUAUACGCAGACGCUGGCCGAGCGGCCCAUGUCGCGCUUCGAGCUGGACCGCGAGAUGCAGCUGGCGCCGCCCGUCGUGAAUGCGAACCGGGCCACGCCCGUGGGCCUUCCACAGUCGUACACCAUUGCGCCCAAGAGCACAUUUGAUGGGCACCGCGGAGCCGACUACCGGCCGAUUGGUGCGAGCAGUGUAGCAGCUUUCCAGCGGAUGGCACAACGAGCCAAGAUGCGGAACAAGAAGAAAUAG
Sporothrix brasiliensis 5110 is the source of this 1437-nucleotide messenger RNA. Its product is annotated as transcription factor IWS1. Bases 1 to 1437 code for a protein of 478 amino acids. The record is from RefSeq and is a predicted model, not a curated record. Gene Ontology annotation, biological process: poly(A)+ mRNA export from nucleus. The transcript is spliced from 2 exons. Lineage: Eukaryota; Fungi; Ascomycota; Sordariomycetes; Ophiostomatales; Ophiostomataceae. Gene Ontology annotation, cellular component: nucleus.